CCAAACGAUUUUAAUUAAUGAUACGAUUUCGUUUUGAUUAAUCCUCGUAUUUUCAAAAUGGCGAUCAACUUGGAAGUUAGACCUGGAUGUUAAUUUAUUUUGUUUUGGUAUAUUUACGCAAUUUUUCUUUAGAAUUUAGAUAAUAUGAGUUCCAGAAGAUGGUUUUGGCCUACAAUUAGCGGCAUUGAUGCUGAAAAGUUGUUGAUGGAAAGAGGGGUGGAUUGUAGUUUCCUAGCCCGACCUAGUUCUUCAAAUCCCGGCGAUUUUACGCUGUCUGUUAGGCGCAAUGGCGAGGUCACUCAUAUUAAAAUUCAAAACUCCGGCGAUUUCUAUGAUUUGUAUGGCGGCGAAAAAUUUGCUACUUUAUCGGAACUGGUCCAAUAUUAUAUGGAGAAACAGGGGCAGUUAAAGGAAAAAAAUGGAGAGAUUAUAGAACUGAAAUAUCCGCUGAAUUGUGCAGAUCCUACAACAGAAAGGUGGUUUCACGGACAUUUGUCUGGCAAAGAGGCCGAAAAGCUUAUUUUAGAUAGAGGUAAAAAUGGUAGUUUUUUAGUCAGAGAAAGUCAGUCAAAACCAGGAGAUUUCGUUCUUUCUGUACGCACAGAUGAUAAAGUGACGCACGUUAUGAUUCGAUGUACACCGGACAAUAGAUAUGAUGUCGGCGGUGGUGAACAAUUCAAUAGUUUAGCAGAUUUAAUAGAACAUUAUAAGAGAAAUCCUAUGGUCGAGACUUCUGGUACAGUAGUCCAUCUUAAACAACCUUUUAACGCUACCAGGAUAAAUGCAUCAGGGAUUCAUUCUAGGGUUAAACAGUUACAGAGCGAAAAUGGCCCAAACAGUUUUGGAAAGGCUGGAUUUUGGGAGGAAUUCGAGUCGUUACAGCAACAAGAAUUCAAACAUUUAUACCACAGAAAGGAGGGAAUAAAGCCUGAAAAUAGAAAUAAGAAUAGAUACAAAAAUAUAUUACCCUUUGAUGAUACUCGGGUGAAACUCAAAGACGUCGACCCAAAAGUGCCCGGCAGCGACUACAUCAACGCGAAUUACAUUCGGUGGUCGGACGAAGGUGUCGGUUGCGAGCAAUUGGGUAACGAUCCGAGCGGAAAAGUGUACAUUGCGACGCAAGGGUGUCUACCUUCGACGAUCGCCGAUUUUUGGCAAAUGGUAUGGCAGGAAAAUUGCCGAGUGAUUGUAAUGACAACCAAAGAAACGGAAAGGGGGAAGAACAAAUGCGCCAGAUAUUGGCCAGAAGUAAGCACUAUGAAAGAGUAUGGGAAAUCUAAGGUUCGUAAUCUAAUGGAAUCACACACUCCCCAUUACACGUUAAGAGAAUUUUUAGUUACUAUGGAAGGAUCAAGUGCUGAAAGGAAGGUUUACCAUUAUCAUUUUCAGGCUUGGCCAGAUCAUGGUGUACCCUCAGAUCCAGGCUGUGUUUUGAAUUUCCUGCAUGAAGUGAAUAAGCGACAGGACGCCUUGCAAUUAGAAUCCCCUCACCAACCCCCUGGUGCUAUUUUGGUACAUUGUUCUGCUGGCAUAGGUAGAACAGGCACCUUUAUAGUCAUCGACAUGAUUUUAGACCAGUUAAAGAAAUAUGGUCUCGAUUGUGAAAUUGACAUUCAACGUACAAUACAAAUGGUUAGAUCUCAACGUUCCGGCAUGGUACAGACUGAAGCACAAUAUAAAUUUGUUUAUUUAGCGGUACAACAUCAUAUAGAAACUACUACUGAAAGAAUGAAGGCUGAACAAAAAUCAAUGCAAUUGGGUAGAGAAUAUACGAAUAUCAGGUACAGCAGCGAUAUAGGAAGCGGCUGUAUGACUCCCACGACGCCAGGAGGUUUCGGAAAUAUUAGUUCUCCUCACAGUAGAUCCAGUUCGGUCAGCAUCACAUUUCCUUCUGGCAGUCCAAAUCCAGUUACUUUGAGGCAAGAAACUAAAAAGCCAGCCAGAGCUCUUUCAGAAAUUUCUUUACCCAGACCUCCAGAUGAUUUGGUGAAACCUACUUUAUACGAGAACAUUCCCGGAAGUUCGCCCGGUUCUGCGUCUUCACCCGCUCCUCCGCCGCCUCCGAGGAAGGCGUCGUGACCAGAAAAUGUUUGGACUAAAUUCCACUUAUACUUAUUAUACCUUCCUGAUGUGCUGUAAAGACCUAAAGUAAAAAAAUUGUUUAAAAUUGUAAAAAUUGGUAACUAUAAUUGUUCUUUAAUUUUAAAUACCCACUUAUGUUUUAUUAAUUUUAAUGUUAAACAGAAUAAGACAACUUUGUGAGAUUUAUAUCCCAAAAUGUGUAUUUAGGAAAUUAAUGCAACAUUAGUGGGUUUUAAAUAGCGCCAACUUAAAAAAAUAUAUUAGGUGCAAAUUAUUUAUUAUAUUUGCACAAAAUUGUUACUAAUGAUUUAUAUAUUUAUUGAGCACUUUACAAAAGAUAGUGUUAAUGGCAAAAUUGGUUAGUCAUUUUAUCAAUUCAAUUGGUUUGACUAGUCGUUUAAAUAUUGGGUUUGAUAAACUAUUCUGAUUUUUUUUUCUUUCAUUGCUCUAUUAAUUUGUCACCAAUAUUCUCUUCUGCAAUAUGCAUUUGUUUGUAUGGGAAAAAAUGCGUGGCUUGGUUCUGAAAGGCUAACUCUACAAGUUUUAAAAAAUGUCAACUUAUCAGGAGGCUCUGCAUGAUUUUCAAAAUAACUCUUAGACUAUUGAAUUUUAAUACUUUUUUCAAAAAUUUGAUUUUUAUUGGAUUUAAUGUAAUUUAAGUAGGGUAGUGGCACCAGUUAUGGACACUUUUAGAGAUAAUUUAAACAUAAUUGCCUGAAAUUUAAUUUUUACAUAUGCAUUUUCGCCACAAAUGGACAGUCGUUUUUUUCAUAAAUCCUAAUUUGGACACUAGUCCAAUCAUUAUAGUAAGUUCACCUCGGAAUUCGAGAUACCCAGCUGUAAGUCUGUAAAUACUUGUAUAUUGACAGCCUAAAAGUUGUCUCAAAACCUACAUAUAGU
This is a messenger RNA of Psylliodes chrysocephalus, 2982 nucleotides long. NCBI's taxonomy places the organism in Eukaryota, Metazoa, Arthropoda, Insecta, Coleoptera, Chrysomelidae. The record is from the annotation of a GenBank genome assembly.